CAAUCACUGAAGAUGAAGCCAGCAAAAAUACUAUGAUUGUUCGGAGGCAAGGUUUCCGUAACAGUGUAACCUUUUAUAUGACUACGAGGGGAUCCAAAAAUGUCGACCAGUUCAACCCUGAGCAACUAUUAUGUGGACUCUAUAAUGGGACACGAGACGGAGGACGUGUACGGACCGCGCUAUGUUCAGAGCCCGCACUCGGCAGCAGCUAGGCCGUCAGGUGUAGGGGAAAAUGCGGAUUUCUCCUCCUGUAGCUUUGCUCCCAAGACAGCCGUGUUCCCGACGUCCUGGUCUUCGGUUCAUCCGCCGUCCACGGCUACGGUGUCCGGAAUUUACCAUCCGUACGUGCACCAGUCCCACAUCGCAUGUGCAGAUAACAGAUAUGUGCGUUCUUGGGUAGAUCCGAUCUCGAACCAUAUCUCCUUUUCCGGCUUCCAUUCGAGUAGUCGUCAAUGCGGGACAAAAGCGGAAACUUUACCGCCGAAAAGGACUGAGAGCUCUGCGUUCGGCCCUGACACCCCGGCAGCCCCAGACUACAGCUGUAGCGCCCUGGCCGAGUGUGUACAGAAAGCUACCAAAGAUACGGCUGACAACGAUAUUUCCAACCAAAGCGAGCCCAAAGACGAGAAACAUCAUCAACAACAACUUGACCCAAGCAACCCAGCAGCAAACUGGAUUCAUGCACGUUCAACGAGAAAGAAACGAUGUCCAUAUACAAAAUACCAAACACUGGAACUGGAAAAGGAAUUUCUUUAUAAUAUGUAUUUGACGAGAGAUCGCCGUUAUGAAGUUGCACGAAUUCUGAAUUUGACGGAGAGGCAGGUGAAGAUCUGGUUCCAGAACAGAAGAAUGAAAAUGAAGAAGAUGAACAGAGAGAGGGGAAGUCAGGAGCCUCAGUGAAUAAUACUGCGGGCAGUGCAGUGUGUCCUCUAUGUAUAUGAGUAAUAUGUUACGUUUAGGUCGAGGUUGUUGGAGCCUCAUUGGUUUACGUUCUUUGUGUGUCAAAUUAUUUUAUGGAAAAAACCCACAAGCUUACAUUCUGAUUUUUGUUUUUUUGAUUGGAUGUAUAGAGUCUUAAAAUAAUUAUGAUUUGUUCAUUUUUGAAACAAAUGUUCAAAUGGUUGUGCACGAAGGUAAAGUACAUACAUUAGUUAUGUUAAAUGCAAUGUUGAUUGUGUUUUUUUAGUGUACACUUAAUUAAAUCUUAAUAGUACACUGACGAGGAACAGUAUUCAUGGAGCAGUAAUAGGCCACGCUACUCUCCCUAGCUGCUAACACCCAACAUGUAGUAUUAAUUCAGUAGGUAUAUUUGGGUAUAAAUCUAAAUACGAAGACAAUUUUGACUUACCGUUGUUGCAGGAUUAAUUCAGUAACAAAAUGUUGUUGAGGAUUAGUUUAGUUGAGAUCUAAAAGGUCUUACCUAGUUCGAGUGCUGGCUAUGGACAGAGAUUCAUUUAACACUACAAUGUACGUAAAAAUGUAUCUAUGUAUGUCCAUAUACUGAACGUGUAAACAAGUAUUAGGUGCUUAUUUGUGUUGUAAUUUAACAGCGUUCAAUAUCGCUUAUUUGUCUCAGACAAUACUGCACUUAUAAGUAUUUUAAAGACUUUAACAUGACUUUAUGC
This is a messenger RNA of Neoarius graeffei (lesser salmon catfish), 1625 nucleotides long. RefSeq names its product homeobox D9a (gene hoxd9a). Gene Ontology annotation, biological process: embryonic skeletal system morphogenesis; regulation of transcription by RNA polymerase II; anterior/posterior pattern specification. The transcript has 2 exons. Bases 100 to 900 code for a protein of 266 amino acids. Gene Ontology annotation, cellular component: nucleus. Lineage: Eukaryota; Metazoa; Chordata; Actinopteri; Siluriformes; Ariidae. Gene Ontology annotation, molecular function: DNA-binding transcription factor activity, RNA polymerase II-specific; RNA polymerase II cis-regulatory region sequence-specific DNA binding. The record is from RefSeq and is a predicted model, not a curated record.